Molecule: messenger RNA, 6620 nt
Organism: Salvelinus fontinalis (brook trout)
Lineage: Eukaryota; Metazoa; Chordata; Actinopteri; Salmoniformes; Salmonidae
Product: ras-related protein Rab-28
Exons: 7
Coding region: 166-831 (221 amino acids)
Cellular component (GO): endosome; Golgi apparatus
Molecular function (GO): GTPase activity; GTP binding
Source: RefSeq, a predicted model, not a curated record
UGGAACAUGCCUGGCAACAGUAGUAUCUGGUGAAAUGGCGUCUGGUUACCUAGUGCUCGGUCUAUUUUAUCUAUCUGAAAAAUAGCUAGCUAUAUUCAAUAACCUUUGACUGAAUAGAAGUGCAUUUUCAAUAGAAUAAAUAACGUAAUUGUUAUAUAUUUCAAAAUGUCUGACUCGGAAGAGGACAGUCAAGAUAAGCAACUUAAAAUUGUAGUCAUCGGAGACGGCGCAUCGGGGAAGACGUCACUCGCCACCAGGUUUGCCCAGGAGGCCUUUGGGAAACAAUACAAACAAACCAUUGGCCUUGAUUUCUUUCUGAAGAGAAUAACUCUGCCAGGCAACUUGAAUGUUACUUUGCAAGUGUGGGAUAUUGGAGGUCAAUCGAUCGGAGGGAAAAUGCUGGAUAAAUAUGUCUACGGGGCUCAGGGUGUUCUUCUAGUGUACGACAUUACAAACUACCAGAGCUUUGAGAAUCUGGAGGACUGGUACGGCAUGGUCAAGAAGGCCAAUGAAGAGUCAGACGUCCAGCCUGUGGUCUCACUGGUGGGAAACAAAAUUGACCUGGAGCAUAUGAGGACAGUGAAGGCUGACAAGCACCAGCGUUUCUGCCAAGACAACAGCCUCAUCAGUCAGUUCGUAUCAGCCAAGACUGGAGACUCAGUGUUCCUGGCAUUCCAGAGAGUGGCUGCAGAGAUUCUGGGGGUGAAGCUCAACAAAGCAGAGAUGGAGCAGUCCCAGCGUGUGGUGAAGGCAGACAUCGUGAACUACAGUCAAGAACCUGUGGCGAGGACAGUCAACCCCCCGCGCAGCUCCAUGUGUGCAGUGCAGUGACCGCCUCUCUCCCCCACCUCCCCUCUUGCUCCUCCACAAACUGACUAUAGCAGUGAGGGCUUCUGACCAGCAGGCUGCCCCCAACACACUGGCCCAUAGCCAAAGCAGGGGAAUUGAGCCAGCUUUUAUUCUGCUACACACACACACCUCCUCUCUCUCUCUCAACGCACAAGUCUUUAGAAAGGCUUUAUAUCAGUAUUUCCUUUUUUGAGGGUUUUCAGGGUCAUCAGAUAUUUUAAGAUUUGAAUGUGAGGAUCUCUCUGUAUGUACAGUUUGUAUAUGUAAAGGGACCCUACAGUAUAUUCAUGGCUUCAAUACAUUUAAUCUAUUUUCAUGAAUGGAUUUCUUGAGUAGUAAUCAGCUUUGGUUGCAGCAUACGUCUGUUUUAAAUAUGAAGUUAUGCUGAAAGCAAAUGGGCCCUCCACUUUUUCAGCAAUAUAUUUUGAGCAACUGUUAUAUUCUUUUGUCAUUUUUCUUCUUCUACUGUCUUCAUUAUUCAAUUAUUCUUCAAAGGACCAUUUUUGAUUGUGUGUGUGUGUGUAUGCAUGUAUGUAUUCAACAAAAAUAUAAACGCAACAUGUAAAGUGUUGGCCCCAUGUUUCAUGAGCUGAAAUUGAAGAUCCCAGAAAUUGUCCAUAGGCACAGAAACGUAUUUCUAUCAAACGUUGUGCACAAAUUUGUUUACAUCCCUGUUCGUGAGAAUUUCUCCUUUGCCAAGAUAGUCCGUCCACCUGACAGGUGUGGCAUAUCAAGAAGCUGAUUAAACGGCAUGAUCAUUACAAAGGUGCACCUGCUGCUGGGGACAAUGAAAGGUCACUCUAAAAUGUGCACUUUUGUCACACAAAACAAUGCAGCAGAUGUCUCAAGUUUUGAGGGAAGAUGCAAUGGGCAUGCUGCCUGCAGGAAUGUCCACCACAGCUGUUGUCAGAUAAUUUAACCUCUAACAAGCCUCUACCCCGGAUCCGGGAGCACCCCCCACCCCCCCCCCACACUGAUUAGCAUCGCUAGCAUAGCGUCACAAUUAAAUAGUAGCAUCUAAAUAUCAUUAAAUCACAAGUCCAAGACACCUAAUGAAAGAUACAGAUCUUGUGAAUAAAGUCACCAUUUCAGAUUUUUUAAAUGUUUUACAGGGAAGACAAAAUAUGUAAAUCUAUUAGCUAACCAUGUUAGCAAAAGACACCCUUUUUCUUUGUCCACCAUUUUUUCUCAACACCAUUAGCUAUCACCAAUUCGGCUAAACUAAGAUAUUGAUAGCCACUAACCAAGAAAAAAACUCAUCAGAUGACAGUCUGAUAACAUAUUUAUGGUAUAGGAUAGGUUUUGUUAGAAAAAUGUGCAUAUUUCAGGUAUAAAUCAUAGUUUGCCAUUGCAGCCAGCAUCACAAAUCUCACCAAAGCUCCUAGAAUUACUACAGACAGCAACCUGUAUUACCAAUUUACUCAUAAAACAUUUCUUAAAAAUACACAGCACAUAGCAAUGGACAGACACAGAUCUUGUGAAUUCAGACAACAUUUCAGAUUUUCUAAGUGUUUUACGGCGAAAACACAAUAAAUCGUUAUAUUAGCAUACCACAUACGCAAACGUUACCCGAGCACUGAUUCUAGCCAAAGAGAGCGAUAUCAUAUCAUCGCCAAAAUAUAUUAUUUUUUUCACUAACCUUUUCAGAAUUCUUCAGAUGACACUCCUGUAACAUCAUAUUACAACAUACAUAUACAGUUUGUUCGAAAAUGUGCAUAUUUAGCCAUAAAAAAACGUGGUUAUACAAUGAAAAUAGUAGCAAAACAAGCCUGGAAAUGUCGGUCGCCAUCUUUGAGUGAUCUAGUUUAAUCAAUAGCUAAUCAUAUACUUGACUAAAAAAUACAGGGUUGACAGGAAUGGAAAGACAAAUUAGUUCUUAAUGCAAUCGCUGAUUUACAUUUUUUAAAUUAUCCUUACUUUUCAAUACAGAUUGCGCCAAGCGAAGCUAUACAAAACAAGAUGGCGGCGUAAGCUUUAACAUUUUUCGACAGAAACACGAUUUAUCAUCAUAAAUUGUUCUUACUGUGAGCUGUUCUUCCAUCAGAAUCUUGGGCAAAGAAUCCUUUCUUGGGUCUAAUCUUCUUUUGGUCGAAAGAUGUCCACUUGUCUGUCGAAAUGCCCACUAACGUACGACCGGGAGCCCGAAAUGUGCCCAGCGCGUCAAAGUGCACAACAAAGCAAUGCCUCAAUCGCACUAAAAGGAUAUAAAUUGCUAUACAACGGUUCAAAUUAACUACCUUAUGAUGCUGUUAACCUGUCUAGGAUGAGGGUGCCGCUAGCGGCACUCCCCCCCCACUGAAAAGGCAGAGCCGCGAAAUUCAAAAAAAAUAUUUUUUUCAAAUAUUUAACUUUCACACAUUAAAGUCCAAUACAGCUAAUGAAAGACACAGAUCUUGUGAAUCCAGCCAACAUGUCCGAUUUUUAAAAUGUUUUACAGGGAAGACACAAUAUGUAAAGAUGUACAUCUAUUACCUAAAAACACAUUAGCAUAAUCCACCAUCUUUUAUUUGUCCACCAACACCAGUAGCUAUCACCAAUUCGGCUAAACUAAGAUAUUUAUAGCCCCUAACCAAGAAAAAAACUCAUUAGAUGACAGUCUGAUAACAUAUUUAUGGUAUGGGAUAGGUUUUGUUAGAAAAAUGUGCAUAUUUCAGGUAGAUGGCAUAGUUUACAAUUGCACCCACCGUCACAAAUGGACUAGAAUAAUUACAAUGAGCAACGUGUUUACCUAACUACUAAUCAUCAAACAUUUCGUAAAAAUACACAGCAUACACUAAUCGAAAGACACAGAUCCUGUGAAUACAGACAAUAUUUCAGAUUUUCUAAGUGUCUUACAGCGAAAACACAAUAAAUCGUUAUAUUAGCAUAGCACAGGUGCAAACAUUACCCCAGCAUUAAUUCUAGCCAAAGUGAGCGAUAACGUCAACAUCGCCAAAAUAUAUUAUUUUUUUCACUAACCUUCUCAGAAUUCUUCAGAUGACACCCCUGUAACAUCACAUUACAACAUGCAUAUAAAGUUUGUUCGAAAACGUGCAUAUUUAGCCACCAAAAUCAUGGUUAGACAAUGUGAAAUGUAGCCCAGCUGGUGAGAAAAUGUCCGUGCGCCAUAUUAGACAGUGAUCUACUCUUAUACAUAAAUACUCAUAAACGUGACUAAAAAAAUGUAGGGUGGACAGGGAUUGAUAGACAAUUUAAUUCUUAAUACAAUCGCGGAAUUACAUUUUUUAAAUUAUCCUUACUUUUCAAUACAGUUUGCGCCAAGCGACGCUACGUCAAAAAACAUGGCGUCCUAAGCCACUAACAUUUUUCGACAGAAACACGAUUUAUCAUAAUAAAUUGUUCCUACUUUGAGCUGUUCUUCCAUCAGUAUCUUGGGCCAAGGACCCUUUCUUGGGUCUAAUCGUCUUUUGGUGGAAAGCUGUCCUCUUGCCAUGUGGAAAUGCCAACUGCGUUCGGGAUGAACUGGAAGCGUGCCCAGCUAUUCACAGCGUUUCAGAAAUAAAUGUCCCAAAAUCGCACUAAACGGAUAUAAAUUGCUAUAAAACGCUUUAAAUUAACUACCUUAUGAUGUUUUUAACUCCUAUAACGAGUCUUAACAUGACCGGAGAAAGAUUACUCCCAACACUAAUGCUUGGAACAGGUGCGGGUCGGUGUCCUCCACGCGCAUGACGCACCAAGAAAAGACUUGCUAGCUACAGAGUUUUUUAAUUUAUAGCGCCUGUGAACGCGCAAUCGACCCCAUUCAAAUCGUCAUCACGUAAAGGCAUCCAGGGGAAGACGUAAGCAGUGUCCGUAUACUCAUAGCAUUCACAGUGGCCUUUUAACUGACUCCAGAUCAGGGGCCAACAUUUCUGAAAUCUGACUCCAUGUCAGGGAAAUUGCUGUAGAAUGGGCUCUGUUCCACUUAGAGACAACAUUUCAACUCCUAUAGAAACUAUAGACUGUUUUCUAUCCAAUAAUAAUAAUAAUAUGCAUAUUGUACGAUCAAGAAUUUUGUGGGAAGCCGUUUCAAAAAUUACACGAUUAGCAUAAAUAGUGACAACAGCGCCCCCAGCCUCAACAGGUUAACACCUAUAACGGGUGAAAACAUGACCGGAGAAAUAUUACUGGCUACACUAAUGCUUGGAAAAAGAGCAGGGCGGUGUCCACCGCGCGUCCGGCGCAGCUGGAAAAGAGUUCCUACCUACAGGUUUUUUUCUUUUAUAGUGGCUGUGAUUGCGCAAUCGAUACCAUUCAAAACGUCAUCACGUAAAGGCAUCCAGGGGAAGACGUAAGCAGUGUCCGUAUCCUCAUAGCAUUCACAGUGGCCUUUAAACUGACUCCAGAUCAGGGGCCAAAAUGUGUGAAAUCUGACUCCAUGUCAGGGAAAUUGCUGUAGAAUGAGUUCUGUUCCACUCAGAGACAAAAUUCCAACGGCUAUAGAAACUAGAGAGUGUUUUCUAUCCAAUAAUAGUAAUAAUAUGCAUAUUGUAUGAUCAAGAAUUGAGUAGGAAGCCGUUUCAUCUGUAGAGACAAUUAUGCUAAUUUGAAACAGCACCCCCUAUAGGCGCAAGAAGUUAAUGUGUAUUUCUCUACCAUAAGCUGCCUUCAACGUUGUUUUAGAGAAUUUGGCAGUAAGUCUAACCGGGCCUCACAACCACAGACCACGUGUAACCACUCCAGCCCAGGACCUCCACACCCAACUUCUUCACCUGCGGGAUCGUCUGAGACCAAACACCCAAACAGCUGAUGAAACUGAGGAUUAUUUCUGUCUGUAAUAAAGCACUUUUGUGGGGGAAAAUGUAUUAUUAUUGGCUGGGCCUAUGCCCUCCAAGACCCACCCAUGCCUGUGCCCCUGCCCAGUAAUGUGAAAUCCAUAGAUUAGGGCCUAAUGAAUUUAUUUCAAUUGACUGAUUUCCUUAUAUGAACUGUACCUCAGUAAAAUCGUAGAAAUUGUUGCGUUUCUAUUUUUGUCGACUAGAUUUGGCAUUUUUAACCUUGACAAUGGACAUUUAAGUAUGUAUUGGUGCAGCUUAAAGGUAUGACAAUUAAUAUAUCUGUAUCUUUGUAGCCCUUUUCAUCUGUCUGUUGUAGAACAGAAAAGUCUGCAAUGAAGAACUGCUUUGACACAAAGUGCUUCGUAGGAUCUGCGUUUUUACCAAACAAGGUGAAUAAUAGCCAACCAACACUCUUAGAAAAAAAGGUUCUAAAAGGGUUCUUUGGCUGUCCCCAUGAGAGAGUCCUUUGAAGAACCCUUUUGGGUUCCAUGUAGAAAGGGUUCUUCAAAGGGUUCCCCCAUGGAGACAGCCAAAGAACCCUUUUUUUCUAAGAGUACAUAAAUUAUAGGCAUGUGUUUUGUACGGAUACUCAUCCCUCAAAACAAGAAAAUACAUGACAAUGUGACAUGGUUGGAUUUUACUCUGUAAACCAUGGCCUUCGCCUUAUGUGUGAAUUGUCUUUAUAAAUGAUAAAUGCAUUGCUUUGUGAAAGAUCUUAUUUUCAAUGCUGCUCACAUUUCAGUAAGAUGUAAGGAGCUUCCCUCAUUGGAUGGAAUAGCCUCUGUACUCCUUAUAACUUUUGGUCAUGAAAAGAAAAUAUCUGAAAGUUAAGUAUGAAAUCAUAAUGUUAUAUACUCUGUACACUUAGAAAAGGGUUGUCUAGUAAACAUUCAAAAGUAGUACAGACUUUGUAUAUGAAAAAUAAAAAUGCCAGUAAUUACUGGGCUGCUCGUGUAUAGUUUGUGCAACGUUGUGCCUCCUUGGAAUUCUGGAAAUAAAUAUUAUGUAAAUGUG